Gongylonema pulchrum is the source of this 303-nucleotide messenger RNA. The record is from the annotation of a GenBank genome assembly. NCBI's taxonomy places the organism in Eukaryota, Metazoa, Nematoda, Chromadorea, Rhabditida, Gongylonematidae.
AUGGGAAACGGCCGGCAUCAGCAUAAUGCCAUUGCCGCCACAACUCAGAACUACCAUGAUGAAAGAUUCUUCAAAACUGGCCAUUUAUCGGCUGGCACCAAAGCACCGGUGGAUCGAUGGAAAACAGCAACUGGUUGUUCCGAAAAGCUCAUCGAUGCCAGUGAAGCGGCAGCAGCAGCGGCGGCAGCAGAUGAAAGAACGCCGCCGCUACCGCAACUGCUUGCCGCUGCUAAUGAACGAGGAAUUUCGCCAGGCUCCAGCAUCGGUGUUGCUGCCGUUUUUGAUGAACUCGGCGUUGCUUGA